Molecule: messenger RNA, 1086 nt
Organism: Gorilla gorilla gorilla (western lowland gorilla)
Lineage: Eukaryota; Metazoa; Chordata; Mammalia; Primates; Hominidae
Gene: RSAD2
Product: radical S-adenosyl methionine domain containing 2
Exons: 6
Coding region: 1-1086 (361 amino acids)
Biological process (GO): defense response to virus; positive regulation of immune response
Cellular component (GO): endoplasmic reticulum; endoplasmic reticulum membrane; lipid droplet
Molecular function (GO): catalytic activity; 4 iron, 4 sulfur cluster binding
Source: RefSeq, marked provisional
AUGUGGGUGCUCACACCUGCUGCUUUUGCUGGGAAGCUCUUGAGUGUGUUCAGGCAACCUCUGAGCUCUCUGUGGAGGAGCCUGGUCCCGCUGUUCUGCUGGCUGAGGGCAACCUUCUGGCUGCUAGCUACCAAGAGGACAAAGCAGCAGCUGGUCCUGAGAGGGCCAGAUGAGACCAAAGAGGAGGAAGAGGACCCUCCUCUGCCCACCACCCCAACCAGCGUCAACUAUCACUUCACUCGCCAGUGCAACUACAAAUGUGGCUUCUGUUUCCACACAGCCAAAACAUCCUUUGUGCUGCCCCUUGAGGAAGCAAAGAGAGGAUUGCUUUUGCUUAAGGAAGCUGGUAUGGAGAAGAUCAACUUUUCAGGUGGAGAGCCAUUUCUUCAAGACCGGGGAGAAUACCUGGGCAAGUUGGUGAGGUUCUGCAAAGUAGAGUUGCAGCUGCCCAGCGUGAGCAUCGUGAGCAAUGGAAGCCUGAUCCGGGAGAGGUGGUUCCAGAAUUAUGGUGAGUAUUUGGACAUUCUCGCUAUCUCCUGUGACAGCUUUGACGAGGAAGUCAAUGUCCUUAUUGGCCGUGGCCAAGGAAAGAAGAACCAUGUGGAAAACCUUCAAAAGCUGAGGAGGUGGUGUAGGGAUUAUAGAGUCGCUUUCAAGAUAAAUUCUGUCAUUAAUCGUUUCAACGUGGAAGAGGACAUGACGGAACAGAUCAAAGCACUAAACCCUGUCCGCUGGAAAGUGUUCCAGUGCCUCUUAAUUGAGGGUGAGAAUUGUGGAGAAGAUGCUCUAAGAGAAGCAGAAAGAUUUGUUAUUGGUGAUGAAGAAUUUGAAAGAUUCUUGGAGCGCCACAAAGAAGUGUCCUGCUUGGUGCCUGAAUCUAACCAGAAGAUGAAAGACUCCUACCUUAUUCUGGAUGAAUAUAUGCGCUUUCUGAACUGUAGAAAGGGACGGAAGGACCCUUCCAAGUCCAUCCUGGAUGUUGGUGUAGAAGAAGCUAUAAAAUUCAGUGGAUUUGAUGAAAAGAUGUUUCUGAAGCGAGGAGGAAAAUACAUAUGGAGUAAGGCUGAUCUGAAGCUGGAUUGGUAG